UGCCUGUCUCAGUAAGUUCAGAGCUGGCCGAGCGCACACACCGCGAGGAACCCUGACCGAACCUGAGCGCUCCCCGGCCCGCGGGCGACCAGCUGGCCCCGCCGGCAGCACAAUCAGCGGCCGUGGGGAGGAAGGAGCAGCAGCCGCCGCCUCUCCCCUGUUACCCCCGGCGGCUCGGGCGGGAGAGCGGGAGGCAGGCGGAGGGGGGGGGACCAUGUUGCGCCUGGUCUCCCUGAAGUUCGGCCGGCUGUACCGGUACGGGAAGCUGCUGUUCGCGGCCAGCCUGCUGGUGGUCAUGCUGCUCAACACGCACUCCCUGCUCGCCUCCUUCCAGCGCAACGAGCUGGCCGACCGCCGCUUCCUCAGCCUCAAUAAGUGCCCGGCGUGCUUCGGGACCAGCUGGUGCCGCAAGUUCAUGAACGGCCAGCUGAGCUUCGAGGGCUGGGCCAGGCUGCGGCUCCUCGACUUCUUCAACGUCAAGAACGUGCACUUCGCGCAGUACGGGGAGCCCCGGGAGGGCAGCCGCAGGGUGGUGCUCAAACGGCUGGGCUCCAACCAGGAGCUGGCCGAGCUGGACCAGCGCAUCUGCAAGAGGGCCACCGGCCGCCCGCGCUGCGACCUGCUGCAGGCCAUGUACAAGACACACUUCGCCCGCCUCAACGGCGACGUCCGGCUGCUCACCCCGGAGGUGGUGGAGGGCUGGUCGGACCUGGUGCACUGCCCCUCGCAGCGGCUGCUGGACAGGCUGGUCCGGAGGUACGCGGAGACCAAGGACUCGGGCAGCUUCCUGCUCAAAAACCUCAAGGACACCGAGCGCAUGCAGCUGCUGCUCACACUGGCUUUCAACCCGGAGCCGCUGGUCCUGCAGAGUUUCCCAUCAGAUGAAGGCUGGCCUUUUGCGAAGUAUCUAGGAGCUUGUGGCAGAAUGGUGGCUGUAAACUAUGUUGGAGAAGAACUGUGGAGUUUUUUCAAUGCUCCUUGGGAGAAGCGAGUGGACCUUGCAUGGCAGCUAAUGGAAAUUGCAGAACAACUUACAAACAAUGACUUUGAAUUUGCACUUUACCUCUUGGAUGUCAGCUUUGAUAACUUUGCUGUUGGGCCACGGGAUGGGAAAGUUAUUAUUGUAGACGCUGAGAACGUGUUGGUGACAGAUAAAAAGCUGAUAAAGCAAAAUAAACCAGAAAACUGGGAUGUAUGGUAUGAGAGCAAGUUUGAUGACUGUGACAAAGAAGCAUGUCUGUCUUUCUCAAAGGAAACUCUUUGUACCCGAACCACAGUGGACCACAAUUAUUAUGCGAUCUGUCAGAAUCUCCUGUCUAGACAUGCCACCUGGCGUGGCACUUCUGGUGGUCUUCUUCAUGAUCCUCCUGCAGAGAUUGCCAAAGAUGGCCGUCUUGAGGCAUUGCUGGACGAAUGUGCUAACCCAAAGAAAAGAUAUGGCAGAUUCAAAGCUGCAAAAGAAUUACGAGAAUACCUUGCACAAUUGAGUAAUAAUGUGAGGUAGUCCAUGUGGUUCCUCCUAUUUGUUUUUACUUUUCUUAGUCUGAUAAAUGAAAGUUUAAUUAGUUAAAGCACGUACAAGAUAUUAUUUUCUAUCACUGCUGUAUGUACAGAAGUUAUAAAUAGAUGCUUUGCUGAUGCCAUGAAAUGGAGCUUGUAUGGCACAGAGGAUGGUAUGCAAUCCUCUGCAAUCAUGCCAGGUACGUGUUCUUAUCUAAUUAAAACUGAAGCUACUAUUGACUUUUUUGCUCGUUGAUUACCUGAGAGGUACAUCUGAUGAGCAUCCCCAGGUGACUGGGGAUAAUAGACUUUGAUAGCAUAAUAGAUUAUUCAUGUGUCAAACAGUAGUUGACAUGACAUUACAUUAGUAUCACAAUUUUUGUGAAGCUGAUGCCUUUACUUGAAAAGUUCAAGUUGAGACUGCUGGCCUGUUUUAUAGGCUUUUUUUCUUAAGUCAUAUCAUAUUUGUAUGUUGAUAUACAUAUAUAAAUUUCAGGAUCUUUGUGUUAUUUUUUUUGUUGUUUUU
Molecule: messenger RNA, 2026 nt
Organism: Pelobates fuscus (common spadefoot toad)
Lineage: Eukaryota; Metazoa; Chordata; Amphibia; Anura; Pelobatidae
Gene: DIPK2A
Product: divergent protein kinase domain 2A
Exons: 3
Coding region: 215-1504 (429 amino acids)
Biological process (GO): cardiac muscle cell proliferation; regulation of phosphatidylinositol 3-kinase/protein kinase B signal transduction
Cellular component (GO): COPI vesicle coat
Source: RefSeq, a predicted model, not a curated record